AGAACACGUAUCCAACACAGGAGCGCGUGCGCCAGUAACAGUGCAUUUCGUCUUAACGUUGUUCCCAAAGGUGGUUUUAUUCUGACACGUCGGCCGGAUGCUUCGUCUUCUCGGCAGCGGUGUGAGGGGAAGACAUUUACAGACGGACCGCAAUUACUUCCGGUUGUCCGUGAAAUGUAAUCAGUCCGUCAAAACAUCAACUUAUUCCAAUCAGAGUGAUAUGACAUGACAGUUAUUCUACAAAGUGAUGCAAUGUGUACAUAUGACCAACACAUAGACGCGUCCCCCGGCGGAACACUCGAGUCCUGAGAGCGCAGGAAGCAGCAGCUCGUGUCUCCGCAGUGAGCCGCUCAGCAUGUGGAGGGCAGGACGCGCCCCGAGCUGGAGGCCGGCAGCCAGGCCGGCAGCCAGGCCGGCAGCCAGGCUCUGUUCCAGCAAGACGCCGCCGACACCUCGGCCCCAGGCAGAGAAGCAGCGGCGGAGGCGAGAGCGGGAAGAGGCCAUCCUGUCGAGGCCGCGCCGGGCUGCUGACGGCGAGGCGGUGAAGUGGCGUGAGAGGCAGCCGGUCGUGUACGCUGCUCAGACACCUGCAGGGGCCAAGAAAGACACCAGCGGGCUGCUGCCGGCCUCCUACUGUCCAGACUAUGUGGAGUCCAGCUGGUACCAGUGGUGGGAGAAGGAGGGGUUCUUUGGUCCAGAGCAACAGGAGAGGCUGCCUCACCGAGUGGAUCAGACCUUCGCUCUGUGCAUCCCUCCGCCCAAUGUGACUGGCUCUCUGCACCUGGGCCACGCCCUCACUGUGGCCGUGGAGGACGCUCUGGUCCGAUGGAGGAGGAUGCAGGGCUACCGAGUCCUGUGGGUCCCUGGAUGUGACCAUGCAGGCAUUGCAACACAGACGGUGGUGGAGAGGAGACUGCUGCGGGACGGAGGGAAGCGCAGACGGGACUUCACCAGGAAGCAGUUCCUACGAGAGGUGUGGAAAUGGAAGAACGAGACAGGAGAAGAGAUCUACCACCAGCUGAGGAGGCUGGGAGCUUCUCUGGACUGGAGCCGAGCGUGUUUCACCAUGGAUCCAGCCUUCAGCAGGGCGGUGACGGAGGCCUUCGUGCGGCUCAGCGACUCCGGGCUGCUCUACCGCUCCGAGGCGCUGGUCAACUGGAGCUGUGCUCUGGAGUCGGCCAUCUCGGACAUCGAGGUGGACUCCCAGGAGCUGUGUGGGACCACCAUGCUGUCUGUUCCUGGAUAUGAGGCCCAGGUGGAGUUUGGGACCAUGCUCACCUUCGCCUACCCUCUGGAAGGCCACGAGGGAGAGGUGGCGGUGUCCACCACCCGUCCGGAGACCAUGCUGGGAGACGUCGCCAUCGCCGUUCACCCUGACGAUCCUCGGUAUCAGGCUGUUCAGGGGAAGCAGUGCAGACAUCCCUUCACCCACCGCCUGCUGCCCAUCAUCACAGACCCCAUGGUGGACAUGCAGCUGGGGACUGGUGCAGUGAAGGUGACUCCUGCUCAUGACCACACUGACUUCCUGCUGUCGCAGAAACAUGCCCUGCCACGCCUGACUGUGAUUGGAGGAGAUGGGACCAUGACUCCGCCCUGUGGACAAUGGCUGGAGGGAGUGAAGCGCUUCGAUGCCAGGCAGCUGGUGGUGGAGGCCCUGGUGGAGAAGAGGCUGUUCAGAGGAAAGGAGAGUCACGCCAUGACUCUGCCCGUCUGCAGCCGCUCAGGAGACAUCAUUGAACCUCUUCUCAAGAAGCAGUGGUUCGUGAGCUGUGAAGAAAUGGCUCAGAAAGCUAUCCAGGUGGUGGAGGAUGGACAGCUGGAGAUCAUCCCUCACUACUACACCAAGACAUGGAACAACUGGCUGUCCAACAUCAGUGAUUGGUGCAUCUCCAGGCAGCUUUGGUGGGGUCAUCAGAUCCCUGCUUACCAAGUGGAGUUUCCUCAUUCUACUGACAAACAAGAGGAGCAGUGGGUUUGGGGACGGAGUGAGGACGAGGCCCGACAAAGAGCUGCUGUUAAAUAUGGAGUGAAGCCGGAAGACAUCACUUUGACUCAGGACCCUGAUGUCCUGGAUACGUGGUUCUCCUCCGGGAUCUUUCCCUUCGCAAUGCUCGGCUGGCCGGAGCAGACCACGGACCUGCAGCGCUUCUACCCCGUCUCCAUUCUGGAGACGGGCAGCGACCUCAUCUUCUUCUGGGUGGCCAGGAUGGUGAUGCUGGGCACCGAGCUGACCGGACAGCUGCCCUUCAGACAGGUUCUCCUUCACUCCAUGGUGAGAGACGGCCACGGCAGGAAGAUGAGUAAAUCUCUGGGAAACGUCAUCGACCCAUUAGAUGUGAUCCAUGGAGUCUCUCUGGAGAGACUUCAAGAGAAGGUGAAGGAGGGGAACCUCCCCCCCAGGGAGCAGCUGGUUGCCAUGGAAGCUCAGAGCAGAGACUUCCCCCGAGGGAUCCCUCAGUGUGGGACGGAUGCUCUGAGGCUGGCCCUGUGCUCUCACAAGAUGCAGGGGGAGGACAUCAGUCUGUCCAUCGCUCAGGUCCUGAGCUGCAGACACUUCUGUAAUAAGAUGUGGCAGACGCUGAGAUUCACACUGGGAGUGCUGGGGGACAACACGGCACCAGUGACGACACUGGAGGAGACCGGCGCCGCCAGCAGCCUGGACCGCUGGCUGUGCUCGCGGCUGCGCAGCACAGUGGUCCAGUGUGAGCGGGCGCUGGAGGCCUACGAGCUGCACGCCGCCACGGCCGCGCUGCACGCCUUCUGGGUCCACAGCCUGUGUGACGUCUACGUGGAGCAUGUGAAGGCGGUGCUGCUCCACCAGGGGGGGUCAGAGGUGGAGCAUGUGCGAGCCCGGCAGGUGUCCUGCAGCAUCCUGUUCCACUGUGUGUCCACGUCUCUGGCCCUGCUCGCCCCCUUCAUGCCCUUCAUCACUGAGGAGCUGUGGCAGAGGCUGCAGCCACUGGGACCGGGACCGGGACCGGGAGCCCAGACCACUCUGUGUCUACAGCCGUACCCCCGCUCCUCUCAGCUGGCUCACUGGUGGUUCCCUGAGGAGGAGAGGGACUUCCAGCUGGUGCAGGAGGUGAUGCGCGUGGCCCGCUCCCUCCGGGCGCAGUGCGGCCUGACCAAAGAGAAGCCUGCCAUGUGGGCCGUGUGCUCCCCCAGCCAGGCCCGGGUCCUGCUUCACUUCGGGCCAGCUGUCUGGUCCCUGAGCCGGGUCUCCAGCCUCCACAUCUACUGUCCUGAUGGAGCGGAGCAGGCGGGGCUCCACCCCACGCCCCCACCGCCAGGGAGCCUCAUCGGAGUGGUGGACCACACGUGUCAGCUGCACCUUCACAUCCAGGGUGGAGUCUCACUCUGGUCUGGCUCCAUCAGGGUGGAGUCAACACUGAUAGGCGGAGGCUGCAGCUCCACCAGCGCAGAGACAAGCUGCUCCCCAAGCUGGAGGCCCUGCUGUGCAGAGCCCGGGCCCCAGGCUACCUCACCAAGGUUCCUGCUACCGCCCGGCAGCACCUGGACACCAAGACUUCAGCCCUGCAGCAGGAACUGAAGAGCAUCGACGAGCAGCUGGAGGGCCUGCUCCAGAACACCGACAGCCAAUGAGCAUCAGGCCUGGACAUGCUGAUGAUGUCAUGAUGCUUCAUGAGCGACGGUGGCCGGAGGCGGGGAAUCCUUCAUAUUCAUCAUUGUGCUAAAAAUAAAUGUCUUGAUCAAA
Molecule: messenger RNA, 3715 nt
Organism: Pseudoliparis swirei
Lineage: Eukaryota; Metazoa; Chordata; Actinopteri; Perciformes; Liparidae
Gene: vars2
Product: valyl-tRNA synthetase 2, mitochondrial
Exons: 29
Coding region: 356-3550 (1064 amino acids)
Biological process (GO): valyl-tRNA aminoacylation
Cellular component (GO): cytosol
Molecular function (GO): aminoacyl-tRNA deacylase activity; ATP binding; valine-tRNA ligase activity
Source: RefSeq, a predicted model, not a curated record